GUUACUACUGAUAUCAUCCCGGAUUCAUUUUAGGGAGCGAGUUAACGCCUACUCUACGUCACGUGAUCUCAUAAGGACGUUUUGAAAUGGUUUACAUAAAAUGUAUAAAAGGAGAAGUUUAUUGCCAUUGUAGUCAUUCUGUUUUGCUUAAAUUAAGAAAAAAUGAGAGCUUUGUUGAUUGCCAGCGCUUUGCUGCUUUUGGCAGCCUUGGCUUAUGCCACUGGUAACUAUGGUUCUUAUACUGGAACCGGCUAUGGAUAUGCAAGACCAUACUAUGGUGGUUCUUACGGAUAUGGAAGAUAUAAUGACGGUUAUAAAUAUGGAAGAUAUGGAGGAUACGGCGGUUAUGGACUUGGAGGAUACGGCGGUUAUGGACAUGGAGGAUACGGUGGUUAUGGAUACGGAAGACCAUACACCAGUGGUUAUGGAUAUGGAGGAUACGGCGGCUAUGGAUACGGAAGACCAUAUGGAGGAGGUUACUACAGACCAUCCUAUAGUCUUGGAAGUUAUAAAGGAUACGGAGGUUAUACUGGCUACGGUGGCUACGGUGGCUACAGUGGUUACGGUACAGGUUAUGGUACAGGUUACGGUACUGGUUAUGGUACUGGUUAUGGUACUGGUUACGGUACUGGUUACGGUACUGGUAAACAUUACGGAAGUUAUACCGGUAAAAGCAUCUACGGUUAAAUAUCAUAGCGAUAUAUAUCUCAUGACUGAACUAAAGAUUCUCCAAAUCCAUCAUUUCAGAAAAAUGUUUCAUCAGUUUGUAAAAAAAUAUAAAUAAAAUGAUAUGUUUUUAAAUUAAAA
Messenger RNA from Centruroides sculpturatus (bark scorpion), 807 nucleotides. RefSeq names its product keratin-associated protein 6-2-like. The coding region runs from base 163 to 687 and encodes 174 amino acids. The transcript is spliced from 3 exons. NCBI's taxonomy places the organism in Eukaryota, Metazoa, Arthropoda, Arachnida, Scorpiones, Buthidae. The record is from RefSeq and is a predicted model, not a curated record.